ACUUGAAAGCAUUGACUAAUAAUGAAAAUGACUACAAAUUAAUUACACUUAGGAUUAGAUCCCAGUCGCGGUUCGACCCUCGUCAGACUCUCGUACGUGCCGUGUAAUAUAAUGCUAUGGAGUGCACCUUAGAUGUAAGCCUAUCUGCUCCAUUAGUUUAGACUUAUCAAUGCUCUGCUGUUUUCCCUAAUGUAUACACCCACAGUCUGACUGGAAUAUGUGUACAUGUAUAAAAGUCGACAAGAAAUCCGUUGCCGAUGAUUCCCAUCAAUUCAUUCAAAACAUUUAACGUGAGAGACGGACGUAAAUAAAUAAAAGGAAUGGUCUGGUUUCUGAAGUUAGUAUCUGUGAUGCUGCUCUCCAUCUUCGCGACCUGUUCUCCACUAAAACAAAAAGAAGCCAAUAAAGACGAGGAGGGACACAAUCAUCGAAAUUUAGUGUUAACAAUACAACACGGGAAGAAUGACCCUUCGGGUUCUGCGAAUACCCUGGUGCCUUAUGAGGAAUAUGCAAGACAAACACAGAAAGGAUUGCCCAGCGAUGUAACCAAGACCUUUCGAGACUCCCUACCUAACUUUUUGUUACGCAAGACUCUAAACAGCCCAUGGAAUGCACACAAUAGUGAGGAGGGCAAUGAAAAAGAACCACUACUAGCUUUGAUCCCAAUGCGUGGGAGGAGAACUUGGAGGCGACGAAACUUCCAGAUUUACAAUACCGUUCCGGAUGCAGGGUAUAGAUUUAACACGGUGGCGAUUGAUCCGAUGUUUUAUUUUCUUGGAAUUGGGAAGUAAGUGUAUUUGUGCGGUCUCGUGAGAUAAAGCAGUGGAAAUAUACAAGUUGAAGUAACGUUUGAUAUCAAAGACUCCGGCACAAAAUUCAGUGACAUUUGUUUGGUUGUUACACAACACUAAUGCAGUAAAAAUGUUCAACUUGACAAACGUUCAUAUUAUAUUCUUCUGUAUGUUAUAUACUUUCAUAAGAAUAAACGAGUAAAAAUAAA
Ostrea edulis (European flat oyster) is the source of this 1000-nucleotide messenger RNA. RefSeq lists its product as uncharacterized. Lineage: Eukaryota; Metazoa; Mollusca; Bivalvia; Ostreida; Ostreidae. The transcript has 3 exons. The record is from RefSeq and is a predicted model, not a curated record. The coding region runs from base 321 to 791 and encodes 156 amino acids.